Messenger RNA from Coniosporium apollinis CBS 100218, 675 nucleotides. RefSeq lists its product as uncharacterized. The transcript has 2 exons. The coding region runs from base 1 to 675 and encodes 224 amino acids. Gene Ontology annotation, biological process: ribosomal large subunit biogenesis. Gene Ontology annotation, cellular component: nucleolus. The record is from RefSeq and is a predicted model, not a curated record. NCBI's taxonomy places the organism in Eukaryota, Fungi, Ascomycota, Dothideomycetes.
AUGGGUCGCGAACUCCAAAAAAAGAAGAACCGCUCCUCCCUCCACAAAGUCACCAAAAAGCCCAAAUCCAAAAAGAAGAUCCUCAACAACCCCAUCAUCGCCGCAAACUGGAACCCCAAAGAAACGCUCACCCAAAACUACCGCCGUCUCGGCCUCGCUACAAAGCUGAAUCACGUCACCGGCGGCGUUGAGAAGACCUCCAGCGCCGACACGCUCAGCGCGCGGAAGAGCGAUAGCCUGAAAAUCGACGGCAGCGCGCCGACGGUCAUCGAGGUCCAAGAGGCGCGCAUCGAGCGCGAUGCGGAGACGGGCGAGCUACGGGUCUUGGACGAUCCGACUGCGAGGAGGAAGCCGAAUCCGCUGAAUGAUCCGCUGAAUGAGCUGUCUGACCUCGAGGAUGCGGAGGAGUGGGAGGGGUUUGACAAUGUGCCGCGGGCGGGGGCUGGAGGGGAGACGGCUGUGGUGAGGGCGUUGCAGCAGCAGGCGGCGCGGGGAGUAAGGAAGGCGCCCAGGAAACAGAGCGUGAGGGAAGAGGAGUGGAUAGGAAAAUUGGUGGAGAAGUAUGGAGAUGACUACGGCAAGAUGGUUCGGGAUCGGAAGUUGAACGUUAUGCAACAGAGUGAGGGGGAUAUUAGGAGGAGGGUACAGCGGUGGAGGGCGAAGCAGGGGAGAUGA